CAGGCAUACAAAAUGAACCACAUAACCCAGCUUUUUAUCUUUAUCUUUUUAUUUUUAUUUUUUCCUUAUAACAAAGCGAUUGAUAUUGAAAUACCAGAAAAAAUCGGAAAUUAUUACAAUGCAUCCAAGGUUAAUAUUUUUUUAGAGUCUCCAAAUGGACCAUUAGAACCAAUUGAGGAUUUGGAUUUACAUUAUUCAUAUUACCCAAAUAUAUGCAAUAGAUCCUCAAUAAUAAAAAAUAAUAAAAGUGGUCUUUUCAAUCCAGAAAUGUUUAAUUUAUAUAGUUUCGAAGAUAUUAAUCCCGGUGGCAGCAUAUUUAUAAAAAAAGAUACAAUAGUUACAGCAAAGGGAUUUAGUAAUUCGAUUGGUAAUGGAUUCGAGUUUAUAUGUAUCGAGGGCUCUUUAGUAGUAUCACAGGAUCUAUUAUUCAUUGGAGGAAUUAUCAUUUUAAAAGGGGGAACCAUCACCUUCGAGUCCACCACCAUAAAUUUUACUCCUCUUUAUUCAACCAUUAUUGAUCCUUUUUCCUAUUUCCCUGGUUUGUUAAACUUAGGUGGCAAUUUUAUAUAUAAUGGUUUAUCAAGUUCAAAACCUAUUUUGGCCAAUAGGAUAGGAGAGAAUCUUUUAAAAUUAAUUUCUGAAAAUCAAAUUAUAAAAGAAUCAAAUAAAUCUCUAUUAAUAUUUAGCGAUUCAAACAAAAUGGGCCAGGUAGUCUAUAUUUUUUCUAUAACCAAUAACGAGCUUACAUAUACUGGUAUUGAUAUUCUGCCUACAGAUAGAUUUAUAUUAGUUUUCUUUUUCCAGGGUUUUUUAGGUGCUAGUUCUAUUUCAAUUCCUGGGUCACUAUUUAAUGCAGCCGGAUCAAAAAUUUCAAUUAAAAAUGCAUUCAUUCAACUAUCAGGUAGAACAACAAAUUAUGCAUAUGACGAUACAACACUUGAAAUGUCACCAAAUGACCCAUCAAUAGCAAUUAGUGUUAAUAUUGGAUCCAAUCAAAGAUUUAGAGGUUUAUUAAAUUUACAAUUUGUCAAUGAAGCUAUAUUUGAUGGCUGUGCAAUUCUCUCAAUAGACGAUGGUAGAGCUCCAAUCGUUGCAUUCGCAUCAAGUUUAAACAUUUCAAACAGUAUUAUAUCAAGUAAAUCAGGAUCAAAUAUUAUUGCGCAGUAUGGCACCGAAUUAAUUUAUUCAGAAAAUAAUUAUUAUUUUUUAGAAUCGGCCGACUCAUCACCUUUACAGACACCACCUGAAUCAAGUAUGGACUAUGGAUAUGAAGGAAAUGCAAUUUAUUCAUUAUCACCAAACAUAUCAUCAACCAAUGAUGUUUUCUUCGGUCAUAAUAAUGUAUUUAAUUUCAAUUUUAUAUCAAACAGAUCAACAAUUACCGGAUUAGAUAAAGAUUGUUAUUUACCCUGUACAUCACCAUCAUCAGCAGUAUCAAAUUUAGUUCAAUAUCCAAUCGAAUUUAAAAUCAAUAAUCCAACAAUAAUCCAAAACGAUAAUACAGCUGAUAUCUCCUCUUCAUUAUUAUCAACAAAACAAUAUUUAAUUAAAAUUAAUAACAAUGGUAAUCUUCCAAGUAGAACAUUUUCAAUUAAAGAUCUUCAAAUAUCAACACCGACCUCAAUAUUUGUAAAUCUUCCAGAUAGCACUUUAUUAUUAAACAACAUCAACUCAUUAAACGAUUUUUCAAUUGAUGGAAUAAUUACAAAAUUACAAAUUAUCAAUUCAAAUAUUUAUUCAUCAAAAAAUAACAAUGUAACAAUAUCAUCAACAUCAAUUCAAAAUACAUCAAUCAAAGGUAAAUUAAAAGAAAUUAACCUUCCAAUUAAUCAAAAUUAUGGAUCAAUCUCAACUCCAUAUUUUUAUUCAAGCAUCGAAAUGUUAAAUAAUAUUACAAUUAAAUCAAUUAGCCCAUCUAUACCUCAUCAAAUGAAUACCAAUACCACAUUAAACAUAAUUGUCGAAUUUGAAACAUUAUUAAAUAUCAAUACACUUCAAUGUGCUUAUGGUACUUCAAUAGGUGGUGAAAUGUCCGAUACUUUCAGUCCCUAUACAUAUCUAACCGAAUCAAAAUGCCAAUUCGAAUUUAAACCAACAGUCGAAGGAGCAUUCAGUUUAGUUGUAAUUCUUAAAACAGAAAAUGAUAGUGGUUAUUAUAUAAUAACAUUACCAAUAAUAAAUGUAAUUACAAAAUAUAGAUAUUAUUCUGGCCUAUUCUUUAAUGAAACUGAAUCAAAAUUAGAAAUCGAAGGAAAUACUUUUAUAUCAGGGUGUACCAAACCAUAUUGUACUAUUAAUGAAAACAAUUUAAAAUAUUCAACACUCCCAAAUACAAUAGGAAACAGUCCAUUCCAAGAUAUUGUUAAAUACGGUGUAACUACAAAUGAUGAAUCAAAACCAUUAGAAAUACAAAUUCCAUUAAAUUCAACAGGCACUGAUUAUCAAAUUCAACUAUAUUUUGUUUAUUAUCAAGCAAUCGAUCAUUAUGGCAGUCCAUUAUCAAUUUAUAUAAAUGACAAACCAAUUAUAAUUUUAGAAACUAUUUACGAAGAAUCAACAUUCAGAAACAUCACAUUUUAUUACAACAAUACUCAAAAAUCAUCAAAUGCAAAUUUAAGAAUCGAAAACAGAGGCGAUAUUUAUCUAACAUCAAUUGUAACCUAUUCCAAUGUCCAACCUUUGAUCCAACCACUAGUUCCACCAGUAAAAGACUACAAAUAUCUUAUUAAAAUUCUUGUACCAAUAGUCUGUGUAGUUAUUGCCCUUUUAUUAUUCCUCUUAUUCAUUUAUAAAAAAUAUAAUUGGCCAAAUAGAGCAUACUUUAUUCUUUUGUAUAUUAGACUCUUCGGUUUUAUUAGCAGCCUUCCAUUCAAUCCAACAGACUAUGAUAAAUAUCAAGUUCACUCUAGCAUUUAUAAACUAUUACAAUUUUCCAAAUUCUUUACACCAACAUCAAAAUCUUUUCCACUUAUACUCUCAACAUAUAAAUUAGAUUUCGGGUUAAAAGGAAAACAGUGCAAAGUAGGAGCAACUCUAUAUGAUCAAAUAACCAUUACCAACAGAACAAACAAGACGAUUAGCUUUAUAUUACUAGUUCCACCAAGCAAUAAGGGAAUUGAAUGUGUACCAGAUUUCGAUUCCGGUGAAGUUAAUCCAGGUGAGUCAAAGACUCUUACUUUUAGUCUCAAAGUAUUAUGUACUAUACAAUUUUUAGAAAAAUUUGCAAUUUUUGUAAAAGGAUACGGCCAUACCUUUGUUUGUCUUCAUGCUGAAUCAUCUCUUUCACCUCUUUUAGAUAUAUCAGAAUUUGAAUUUGGUGGAAUUCUUGGUGAAGGUACAUUUGGUAUUGUAUAUGAAGCUAGCUGGAGGGGUCAAAAUACUGCCGUUAAAGUUAUAAAAGUUGAUCAACCCAAAACAAACGGAAGAGAAAUCAAAGUUUUAUCAGAAACCAAGCAUCCAAAUAUUAUCUCAUUUAUUGGGGUUAUUACAAAUUUCCAAUGUUUAUGUAUCGUUACAGAAUAUGCAAGAUAUGGCAGUUUACAUAGUGUUUUAUAUAAUAAUAAUAAUAAAGUGCAGCUCUCAUUAAUUCAAAAACUUAAUAUUGCUCUUGAUAUCGCUAAAGGAUGUGCCUAUCUUCAUCACAAUAAGAUUAUCCAUAGAGAUUUAAAACCUGGAAAUAUAUUAAUUUUUAAUAUUGCUGACUCCGGUACAUGCGCAAAAGUUUCAGAUUUUGGUUCAUCAAGACAAGUUUCAUUUGAAACAGAUACACAACUCACCAAUAAUGUUGGUACACCAUACUAUAUGAGCAACGAAGUUUUGUCAGGUAAAAAAUACAACUUUUCUGCGGAUGUAUAUUCUUAUGGAGUUUUAUUAUACGAAAUAAUGACAGGUUACAAACCAUUUUCAGAGUUUGCAAAAACACAUAUCCCUCAAAGUGUAAUAAGAGGGAAUCGUCCAUCGAAAGGCUUAGAUAAUAUAGACACAGGUAUUGCAGUUUUAAUAAAAGCUUGUUGGGAUGCAAAUUCAAGAAAUAGACCUUCUUUUAAAAAUAUAGUUACACAAUUAACAAGUUUAUAUAAUCAUUUAUUAUCUGAAAGAGAACAUUUAUUGCAAAGAAUAGAUGAAAGAGAGAGCGAAAGAGAAAAAGGUAAUCAAGUAACUGAAAUCGAAAUGGAUAUUAUCGAAGGUGAUAAUAAAUUUUUAAAAAUUAAUAUUCAAGAACACAAAACACCAGAAAAAAAAAUAGAAUCAAAAGAACAAUUACCACAACUUCCAAGACCACCACCAGAACAUAAAAAACUAUUUAUUAUUAGUGAAGAUUACCAAAAUAUUUAUCAAAAUGCCUCAUAUGACUUUAGAGAAAGAUUAAGAGCAAGCAUCAAAUUUGAAAGAACAACCCAAGAUAGCAACUAUAAUGUAUCAAAAAUUGGAAAGUUUGAAACAUUAAUGAAACAAGCUUUUGUUGAAGGUGCUCAUAAUUUAUUUUUAAAUCCAAAUUUCAAUACAAAUACCAAAUUAUUAAAAGCCAUCAAUCCAAAUUUUACGGAUACUUCAAAUAUUCUUCUGGAUGAAAAUCUCAAUGUUAUUCAAAGUUUGAAUGAAUAUCAAACACCCGAAUAUGACGAAAAAAUUAAAUUAAAUAAUGAUUUUUUAAUUCAAGUUUCAGAUAAAUCUCAAACCAUUCCAUUAUCAGAAAAUAACUCAUCAAGUGAAAACUUAAAUCAUAGUAUCAAUAAUAAUGAUAGUAAUAAUAGUAAUAAUAAUAAUAAUAAUAAUAAUAAUAAUAAUAAUAAUAAUAAUAAUAAUAAUAAUAAUAAUAAUAAUAAUAAUAAUAAAAAAGAUAUUUAA
This is a messenger RNA of Dictyostelium purpureum, 4848 nucleotides long. RefSeq lists its product as uncharacterized. The record is from RefSeq and is a predicted model, not a curated record. Gene Ontology annotation, biological process: regulation of developmental process; protein phosphorylation. Gene Ontology annotation, molecular function: protein kinase activity; ATP binding. NCBI's taxonomy places the organism in Eukaryota, Evosea, Eumycetozoa, Dictyosteliales, Dictyosteliaceae. The transcript is spliced from 3 exons. Bases 13 to 4848 code for a protein of 1611 amino acids.